UGUGACGCGCCGCCGGAGGCAGGCCGGGCCCUCAAGAUGGCGGCGUGCGCCCGGAGCGGCUCGGCCCGGCAGUAGUGGCGGGACAGCACUCGCCGCUGGGGCCUCCCGCCCCCUGAGUGGCUGCUGCAGCGCCGGGAGUCGAGGAUGGUAAAAUGACCCAGGGGAAGAAAAAGAAACGGGCCGCGAACCGCAGUAUCAUGCUGGCCAAGAAGAUCAUCAUUAAGGACGGAGGCACGGUUUCAGCAACGUUCGCUGCCAGCUUAGUCACCAGUCCUGCAAUUGGAGCUUACCUUGGACGAGUGUAUGGGGACAGCUUAGUGGUGGUCCUUGCUACAGCAAUAGCUCUGCUAGACAUCUGUUUUAUCCUGGUGGCUGUGCCAGAGUCGUUGCCUGAGAAGAUGCGGCCAGCAUCUUGGGGAGCUCCAAUUUCCUGGGAACAGGCUGACCCCUUUGCAUCUUUAAAAAAGGUGGGCCAGGAUUCCAUAGUGCUGCUGAUCUGUAUCACCGUGUUCCUCUCCUACCUACCGGAGGCAGGCCAGUAUUCCAGCUUCUUCCUAUACCUCAGACAGAUAAUGAAAUUUUCCCCAGAAAGUGUUGCAGCCUUUAUAGCAGUCCUCGGCAUUCUGUCCAUUAUUGCACAGACUAUAGUCUUGAGUUUACUCAUGAGGUCAAUUGGAAAUAAAAACACCAUCUUAUUGGGUCUGGGAUUUCAAAUAUUGCAGCUGGCAUGGUAUGGAUUUGGUUCAGAACCUUGGAUGAUGUGGGCUGCUGGGGCAGUCGCAGCCAUGUCUAGCAUUACCUUUCCAGCUGUUAGUGCCCUUGUUUCACGAACUGCUGAUGCUGAUCAACAGGGUGUUGUUCAAGGAAUGAUAACAGGAAUCCGAGGAUUGUGCAAUGGUCUGGGACCAGCCCUUUAUGGAUUCAUUUUCUACAUAUUCCAUGUGGAACUUAAAGAACUGCCAAUCACAGGAUCAGACCUGGGGACGAACACAAGCCCUCAGCACCACUUUGAACAGAAUUCCAUCAUCCCCGGUCCCCCCUUCCUCUUUGGAGCCUGUUCGGUACUGCUGGCUCUGCUCGUUGCCUUGUUUAUUCCGGAACAUACUAAUUUAAGUUUAAGGUCCAGCAGUUGGAGAAAACACUGUGGUGGUCACAGCCAUCCUCACAGUACACAAGCGCCAGGAGAGGCCAAAGAACCUUUACUCCAGGACACAAACGUGUGAUGACUGAAAUCAGGAAGACUUUUCUAUCGGCACCAAGGUCUUAGCUUUCACCUAUAGUUCUGGAUGUACAUUCCAUUUCCAUCUACAAUGUACUUUUAAGAUUGUCUUAAGAAAUAUCUGCAUGAACUCCGUGGGAACUAAAGAAAGAACCGGACAGUUUUCCAAAGAUGUUACAAUUUCUUUCUAAAAGAAACCUUUUGUUUAUUAGUACCAAUCUCUUGCCACUAAACUGUUUUAUUAUACAUCUUUAAUUAAAAGCUAUAUAUGUAACUCCGCUGUUAGCACGUCUCUGCUACCAUUUCCUUAAGGUGUUGAGCUUUUACCGUGCUGACUCAGUGACACAGUAGGUAGUAUGAUUGCGGACCUGUUCGCUUUAACAUUGUAAAAGCCUGAGUCAGAUUGUAAUAUUGUAAAAUCUUGGGUCAAAUAAUUCAAAGCCUUAAUGCAGAUGCACUAGGAUAAAGAAAUGGUAAAGAAUUAUUUGCAUUUUAAACAACAAAACUUGUGAAAAUUGUAGAAAAACAGAAUCAUGUUCCAAGCCUGUUUGCCAUAAUUUUAUUUAAAACAUUAUUCACUACUGUUUUUGAAGUAAGAAAAUAUCAGCCACUUAGAAUUGAAAUUGGGAUGGUCAGAGAGCCUAUACAUCUAUGUUCUGCUUCUUAUACCACUAUUCUUUUGAUGUUUGCAUAAUCAUAAGGACCUCAACACUUGAAUACAUAAUCUAAAAAUUAUAUAGUAAAGCUGGUAGCCUUGAAAAUGUCAAUGUGAUAUCUAUAUGUAGAUAAAUAUAUAUAGUGGCCUUUCAGGACUGUCACAGUAACACUUUAUUUACAGAGCUAAUGUUUGUCCUAAAUUUUCAGGACCCUAGAAGAGAGCUUUAUACAAUUACUGAUGUGAAUUUCUCUAAAGUGUAUAUUUUUGUGUCCAGUUAUAUUAUUUAAAAAAGUGUUACUUUGUAAAAAUUGUACAUAAAGUAUUGUAUAGUUUACACUGUUUUCAUCUUGUGUGUGGUUACUGCCUAAUGCUUUUUAAACUUGGAGCAUUCACUAUGAUUAAGGUCUCAAUAUGUAAAUAUUCUGUUAAUAAAAUUAAAUAUUUUAAUGA
Messenger RNA from Alexandromys fortis (reed vole), 2327 nucleotides. It is a transcript of the gene Slc71a1, whose product is annotated as major facilitator superfamily domain containing 14A. The transcript has 8 exons. NCBI's taxonomy places the organism in Eukaryota, Metazoa, Chordata, Mammalia, Rodentia, Cricetidae. The record is from RefSeq and is a predicted model, not a curated record. Gene Ontology annotation, biological process: transmembrane transport. Gene Ontology annotation, molecular function: transmembrane transporter activity. The coding region runs from base 153 to 1223 and encodes 356 amino acids.